AUGGCAAUGCUUUUUACGCAACAUGGUGAAUGUAUGGAACGCACAACAGAAACUGAAAUGCAAGUUGAAUCAACAGAUACCGUUAAAUGGUUAAAGUUUGCUUUUAAAGGAAGCAAGAAACGUGACCAAAUCGAUGAAAGUACGUGGAUAAAUCUAGUCAAUGACAAAUCAAAUUUGUUAAUUAUUCAAAAAGAACAAGGAAUGUGUUCUGGUGUAAAAGAACAAAAAGCGAUACAUGACAUAUUUCGUGGAUUUUCACGGAUUUAUCGUGCAAUACCAAGAAAUGAAAAAGUAAUUUUCUUGGUCGAUAAAUUUGCCCGGAUGACUUUAGAUGAUAUACAUACAUUAGUUGCAUAUAAACGAUUAAGAAAUUCUGGUUCACAAUUCCUAUUGGAUGCCCGUUAA
Funneliformis geosporum is the source of this 405-nucleotide messenger RNA. The record is from the annotation of a GenBank genome assembly. NCBI's taxonomy places the organism in Eukaryota, Fungi, Glomeromycota, Glomeromycetes, Glomerales, Glomeraceae.